This is a messenger RNA of Amyelois transitella, 3350 nucleotides long. RefSeq lists its product as uncharacterized. The transcript has 10 exons. NCBI's taxonomy places the organism in Eukaryota, Metazoa, Arthropoda, Insecta, Lepidoptera, Pyralidae. Gene Ontology annotation, molecular function: protein binding. The coding region runs from base 1 to 1551 and encodes 516 amino acids. The record is from RefSeq and is a predicted model, not a curated record.
AUGCGCGCGUGGGCUUGGUGGUUCGCGCUGGUGGGCGCUGUGGCCGUGGCGCGGGAGUUGGACCCGGCGGCCUGCAGCGCCCGGUUCGACGUACAGCGGGACAAGAUCAUCCGCACAGAAGAGUCCCGGGAUAUGGGAGCUAGAUACUUAUCUGAGCUGGACGUGGGGACUCGUGAGGAGUGUCUACGACUAUGUUGUGAGACCGAUACAUGUGAUGUCUUCGUUUACGAGGAAAAGAGUCCCGGCAGCUGCUAUAUGUUCAACUGUGGGCCGCCGGAAGAUUUUCGCUGCAAGUUUACAGCUCACAGCAACUUCAGCAGCGGCGUGCUGGCACUGAGUCGCCGCCUGGCAGAGCUCCAAGAUCAGGAGCAUCACGAGAGACAGCUCGCUAGCCUCAGGAGUCCAACAAGCACUGCGCCGCCGACAACGACCCAGGCUCCGGUCCGCGUACCACCUUCCGAACCACCGCAGCAACUUCCACCAGCAAUAGGACGAUGCAGCCGCUACCAAUUCGAAUGUCGUCGUGGUGGGGAAUGUAUUGCGGUGUACAACGCGUGCGACGGGAUACCUCAAUGCGCGGACGGAAGCGACGAAGCACCUGAGCUGGGCUGUCCGGCCCCUCCGCCUCCUGCGCCGGCAUUGCCCAUCGUGCCUUCACCACCACCACCACCAGCGACCAAAACCACGCUGCCACCACCUCCCGUUAAACCAGUUCAGGUGGUUGAAAGCGGCGAGUCGAGCGUGAAUGAAGGCGUGGAGAGCCCGAGUGCCGAUCGCUGGCCGCACAGGCUGACGCAGGUGCAGCCCCAACACAGGUACAACGAGCCUGCUCGCAGUUCUCACAUCUUCAGCCACAAAGGCGGCCUGCUUCAGGAGGGAGACCCUGCGUCGAUGGCGCAGUACCCGGCGUUUGAGCAGCCGUGGCAGCGCCGCACUUGGCCGCAGCCACCCCAACCAGUAAUGGAUUGGGCGGGGGGCGCUGGUAUUGGCAUCGGCGGCGGAAUGUACGCGCGGCCCGCGGAUUGGUCGGAGCCCGACCCGCGGCGGGCCUGGCCCGUGCCGCAGAGACCAGAACCUGACAUAUCAAUGUACAUGCCGGCGAAGACGAUGCCCGAGUUGCCAAUGGCGUACUCGAGCCAGCAGCAGACGCUGCGAGACAGCGCUAAGAAAGGCUUCGACCUGGAGCGCCGGCCCGAGCCCACGCAGCCGCCGCGGGCACCUGUGUCACCGCCCGCCCCGCACGAGGAAAAACCUGUCAUUGAUAAUACUACCAAGAAAAAGGAUUUGGCUCGUCCAGCUGAGAGCAAUACAUUCAGCACUCACCACGAGGAAACCGUGCACGAGCACUUCGUGGGCGACGAGCACGAGCAUGACGGCCUUAGCGAGCAUCCGCCAUCCGCCAUCUUACUUCUUGUUUUAGGCGUGGCUAUGACAGCAGCCAUGGGCGGCAUGCUGGGGUGCCGGGCGCGCGCGGUGCGGCGUCGGCUGCGGCGCGGGAAAGCGGGGCUCGCACACGACGCGGACUACCUCGUCAACGGCAUGUACCUCUAGUCUGUUUGAAGUUACAAAUUCAGCGAAGCAUAACAUUGAAACAGCUCAACAGUAUUCUUUAAAAUAAUAAAUGUAAAUUGGUUAUAUUUCUCCAAUUUAUAUAAAGAAAAGGAUUCAAUAGUCGUGUAAAAAUAUCUUGAUUGAUUGGAUACGAGUACAAUCAAAAUAUCUGGGGCAGUGAUAUAAUAUUACAUAAUGUGCUAUAUUCAUGAAUUAUAAGAAGAAUAAAUAUGUCCAGUCCUUAUAUAAUAGAUUGUCGGCUUUAGCAAUUUUGGUGCUCCAUUCCAUUGACUUGAAUUUAAUAACUGACCAAGAGCGCCAAAUUAAAAGUUGCACGCAAUACUAUUAAGACAUGGAACAAUGAUAACAUCUAGGUAUAUAAAGUCACCUACUUUAAUACGAUUGUCGUAGUAAAUUUGAGACUGGGCGCGUGAUAAAUUGAUACAAUUUGUUACAAUAAAGCUCGUUGCGCGGAUACCUACGUUAUUCCAUUUCAGAUUACGGGUUGUAUUGUAAUACAGGGACCGCGCGUAAUUUCGAACGUAAAAGUGCUGUAUGUGGGUGUCUCCAAAACUAAAACAGACUGAUCAAGUAAAACUUGCACUUCCAUAUACUUACACCAUAGGUAUUAUAACGAUCUUAUCACUGCAUCAAUAAUGAAAAUGAGGACUUCAAGGCAAUAUCGGGUGUAGCGAUACUUGAUCAGUCCUUAAAACACAUAAACCUGUAUUUAAUGAUUAAAAGAUGUUAAGAAAAAAUAAAUUUUGCGAAUUUUCUUUGUAGGUAUGUUAAAAAUUUUGUAAAAUUAUUGGUUUCUUUUACAUUUGUUCUAUACUGAAAAGUGAUUGAAAAAAAAAUAAUUCUGUUCCGCUUGUUUUGACCUACCAACCUAGAUUAUUUUUUCUGUGUAAAUUGUCAUGAAGUUUUGGAAAUAUUUUACUAAAUAAGAUAUCUUCCGCAAUGUAAAAAAUAUAGUUUUACUCGUUUAAUAAAGCUUUAAUUAGUUAAAGCCUAAAUUUUCUAGAUAAAACAUCAACUUUAAUUGUAGAUAUAUACCUACUACAACGAAGUUCGCGAUAAUUGGAUAAGCAGAUUGCUUCUUUGCAGUUUCAGAAGCAAGCAAUUGUACUGUGUAGGUAUCUUUGUAAUUGAAAUGAAUGUUAGGCUGGGCAAUCAUUAUUCGAAACAACCAUUUUUUCGUUGACUAAUGGAUAAGUAAACAGUCAUCUACCUACAUAUAAUCAAUUCUACAUAAAUGUACGUUAAACUAAGCUACAUAUAUAUUUUCUUGUGUAGUUUCUUUAGUCAUCGCCGUUCGACACAAAAAAUACUCUUAUUCAAACAACUGGUUAUUGACCGUUUAUUAAAUCAUAAUCUUGUGUAGAAUUUAAAGAAGUGAUUGCUCAUCCCCUACAAUAACCUUGAUAGAUCUUUAACUAAAACAAAAUAAAAAGAAAUUGUCAUGACGAUGUGUUGAUAAGUCAAUAUUGUAAAUAAUGGUUACCAUUCUUCACUUUGUUAUAGUAACUAACUAAAUUAUGUGUAAAAUAUAAAAUGUAACACAGAGCAAGUAAUCUAUGAUUAAUGUUCUGUGAUGCUAAUAUGUACUGUUGGGAGUGGAUAAAUUUUGAUUGGUUUUAUGGACAAGAAGGCCAGGCUCCAGGUUUAUCUUUCCCGAACUAAAAAUAAUUAAUUAAAUUUAAAAAUGUACGUCUACAGUUUGUUCAAAAUUAUCAGAGACAUUAUUUUUGUUUGUAAAAUAAUUCAGUUUCUAAAUAAAAUGUUAUUAAUUACUGUUG